Messenger RNA from Medicago truncatula (barrel medic), 1361 nucleotides. Its product is annotated as F-box protein SKIP23. The transcript has a single exon. NCBI's taxonomy places the organism in Eukaryota, Viridiplantae, Streptophyta, Magnoliopsida, Fabales, Fabaceae. The record is from RefSeq and is a predicted model, not a curated record. Bases 56 to 1246 code for a protein of 396 amino acids.
CGUUACUAAGACACAGUCACCAUCACAACACCAUCAUUCUGCAUCAACUUCUUUCAUGGCAACUGAGGUAGACUGGUCUGAACUUCCUAAAGAACUUCUGAAUCUCAUAUCACAAUGCAUUGACAACGAACUCGACCUUAUUCAUUUUCGAUCAAUUUGUUCAACGUGGCGCUCUUCCUCCAUCCCAAAUCACCAUAGUAACAUCUCAUCCUUCAAAUUCCCCAAAUAUAUUCCUCCACCAUAUUCCACAAAAAACGACGACAAUGAUAUCAUCCAUUUCAUCAAAAACAGCAACUCUCCAUUCGACAGCUUCUCCAAACGCAGUCUCUUCCUUGUCAAAGCACCACCACAUCAAACCGUAGUUCUUCGUCCUUGGUUGAUGCAAAUAUGCCCAAGCUCACUCCCAAACAAGCGUGGCAAAAUUAUGCUCACAUACUCACACCCACCCAUCAGACAUGAAUCAGCAAAACAACUACAAGAAACCUUAAUUGAACGUGCUGACGUGCUUGACUUCAACAAACUCUCCGUCCUUCAUUUAGGAACCCGUUACAUCUCCAACCAAUACGGAAAGUGCCCUGAAACCGCCCUUGCUGUCACGUGCCAUGGGAAAAACCCUCUCUUACUCGGCACAUUGAGUCAUUUUUCCCAUCUGCCAGUGAUUUUUCGUGGCUGCAACGAGCAGUGGAAGCUGUUCUCCAAUUUAUCAACUGUCCGUGGAGACAUCUGCUUGUUUAAAGGGCGGUUCUACGUGGUAGAAAUGUCCGGAAGAACAGUUAAGAUUGGACCAGACUUGACCAUGGUAUUAGUGGCUCAACCUUUAUAUAAUCUUCUUGGUGACAGUCUCAUCAGAAAAAUGCUGGUGGAGAGCGAGGGUGAGUUGUUGUUAUUGGACAUUUAUCAAUCAUUGUAUCAAUUCAGAAUUGAUUUUUUUAAGCUUGAUGAGAAGGAGAAGAAGUGGGUGAAGUUGAUGGAUUAUGAUAAGAAGUUAGAGAAGUGGAAGUUGAAGAAUUUUGGGGAUAUGGUUUUUUUCUUGGGGAGUGGAUGUUCAUUUUCUGCUUCUGCUUCAGAUCUGUGUCUUACCAAAGGAAAUUGUGUUAUCUUUAUUGAUUAUUACGUCUUAUCUAGGGACGAUUUAACACACGGGUAUCGUGUUUUUCACUUGGAACGAAAUCAGCUUUCGCGUGUGUCUGAAUAUCCCGAAUAUUUUAACUUGUUCUUGCCACCGAAGUGGAUCCUCAAAAUUUGAAUUCGUAACACAAUAUGUUAUCUUCCAUUGGAAGGUUUCUAAUGUAAUAGGGAUUCAUAGUGCAUUAUUGUUCUUAUUUUAUGUUGUUAGAUUGGAUAAACGUGUUCACUAUUAC